CAGGAUUCCGGGGCCGAGAGCGGGUGGUGGAGCCGGGACCUCGCGUGAUUCUCGGAACCCGAGAAGCGGCGUCUGGGGCUAUGGCUGUUACUCUGGACAAAGACGCUUAUUACCGGCGAGUGAAGAGACUGUACAGCAAUUGGCGGAAAGGAGAAGAUGAGUAUGCCAAUGUUGAUGCCAUUGUUGUGUCAGUGGGUGUUGAUGAAGAAAUUGUUUAUGCCAAAUCAACGGCCUUACAGACCUGGCUCUUUGGUUAUGAACUGACUGAUACAAUCAUGGUCUUCUGUGAUGAGAAAAUCAUCUUUAUGGCUAGCAAGAAGAAGGUGGAGUUCCUGAAACAGAUUGCCAACACUAAGGGCAAUGAGAAUGCUAACGGGGCGCCUGCCAUCACACUGCUAGUACGAGAAAAGAAUGAGAGCAAUAAGAGCAGCUUUGACAAAAUGGUGGACGCCAUUAAAGAAAGCAAGAACGGCAAGAAGAUUGGGGUGUUCAGCAAAGACAAAUUCCCUGGAGAGUUCAUGAAGAGCUGGAACGACUGCCUCCACAAGGAGGGCUUCGAGAAAAUAGACAUCAGUGCAGUGGUAGCGUACACGAUCGCGGUGAAGGAGGACGGGGAGCUCCUGCUCAUGAAGAAGGCAGCCAGCAUCACCUCCGAGGUGUUCAGCAAGUUCUUCAAGGAGCGAGUCAUGGAGAUCGUUGAUGCAGACGAGAAAGUUAGGCACAGCAAACUGGCCGAGUCUGUGGAAAAGGCCAUUGAGGAGAAGAAAUACUUAGCCGGGGCAGACCCUUCUACUGUGGAAAUGUGUUAUCCUCCGAUCAUCCAGAGCGGGGGCAACUAUAACCUCAAGUUCAGUGUGGUGAGUGACAAGAAUCACAUGCAUUUUGGGGCCAUCACUUGUGCCAUGGGUAUUCGCUUUAAAUCUUACUGCUCCAACCUCGUUCGUACCUUGAUGGUUGAUCCUUCUCCGGAAGUUCAAGAGAAUUACAACUUUUUGCUACAGCUUCAAGAGGAGCUGUUAAAGGAAUUACGACAUGGUGUGAAGCUAUGUGAUGUGUACAGUGCUGUCAUGGAUGUGGUUAAGAAACAAAAGCCAGAACUGCUGAACAAAAUUACCAAAAACCUGGGAUUUGGAAUGGGAAUUGAAUUCCGUGAAGGCUCUCUAGUAAUCAACAGUAAAAAUCAGUAUAAAUUAAAAAAAGGAAUGGUUUUCAGCAUUAAUUUGGGAUUCUCAGACUUGACCAAUAAGGAAGGGAAGAAACCAGAAGAGAAAACCUAUGCCCUAUUCAUCGGUGACACAGUGCUUGUGGAUGAGGAUGGCCCGGCCACUGUUCUCACGUCUAUGAAGAAGAAAGUGAAGAAUGUGGGGAUUUUUCUAAAGAAUGAAGACGAGGAGGAGGAGGAGGAGGAGAAAGACGAGGCUGAAGAUCUUCUGGGAAGAGGUUCUCGGGCAGCAUUACUUACAGAAAGAACGCGAAACGAGAUGACCGCCGAGGAGAAGCGGAGAGCGCAUCAGAAAGAGCUGGCAGCUCAGCUCAAUGAGGAAGCCAAGAGGCGGCUGACGGAGCAGAAAGGCGAGCAGCAGAUCCAGAAAGCUCGCAAAUCGAAUGUGUCCUAUAAAAACCCAUCUCUGAUGCCUAAGGAGCCACAUAUUCGAGAAAUGAAGAUCUAUAUUGACAAGAAAUAUGAAACUGUAAUAAUGCCUGUGUUUGGCAUUGCGACACCUUUCCACAUUGCUACAAUCAAGAACAUAAGCAUGUCCGUGGAAGGAGACUACACCUACCUGCGAAUCAACUUCUAUUGUCCGGGCAGUGCUCUUGGCAGGAAUGAAGGCAACAUUUUUCCUAACCCAGAAGCCACUUUUGUGAAGGAAAUCACAUACCGAGCUUCGAACAUGAAGGCACCCGGAGAGCAGACGGUGCCCGCCCUGAACCUGCAGAAUGCGUUUCGAAUCAUCAAGGAAGUCCAGAAACGGUAUAAGACUCGGGAAGCAGAGGAGAAAGAAAAAGAGGGCAUUGUGAAACAAGACUCACUGGUGAUCAAUCUCAACCGGAGUAAUCCCAAGCUGAAAGAUCUCUACAUUCGCCCAAAUAUUGCCCAGAAGAGGAUGCAGGGUUCCCUGGAGGCGCAUGUCAAUGGCUUUCGCUUCACCUCGGUUCGAGGAGACAAGGUGGACAUCCUAUACAAUAACAUCAAGCACGCUCUGUUCCAGCCCUGUGAUGGGGAAAUGAUCAUUGUCUUGCACUUCCACCUCAAGAAUGCCAUCAUGUUUGGGAAGAAGCGGCACACGGAUGUGCAGUUCUACACGGAAGUGGGAGAGAUCACCACAGACCUGGGGAAGCACCAACACAUGCAUGACCGAGACGACCUCUACGCUGAGCAGAUGGAACGAGAAAUGAGGCACAAACUGAAAACCGCCUUUAAAAAUUUCAUUGAGAAAGUAGAAGCUCUGACGAAGGAGGAACUGGAAUUUGAAGUGCCUUUUAGGGACUUGGGGUUUAAUGGUGCUCCCUACAGGAGUACCUGCCUCCUUCAGCCUACUAGUAGUGCACUGGUCAAUGCUACAGAAUGGCCCCCGUUUGUGGUGACCUUGGAUGAGGUCGAGCUGAUCCACUUUGAGAGGGUGCAGUUUCACCUGAAGAACUUUGAUAUGGUGAUAGUCUACAAGGACUACAGCAAGAAAGUUACCAUGAUCAAUGCCAUUCCCGUGGCCUCUCUCGACCCCAUCAAGGAAUGGUUGAAUUCCUGUGACCUGAAGUACACCGAAGGGGUGCAGUCCCUCAACUGGACUAAGAUCAUGAAGACCAUUGUUGACGACCCUGAGGGCUUCUUCGAGCAAGGCGGCUGGUCCUUCCUCGAGCCUGAGGGUGAGGGAAGUGAUGCUGAGGAAGGGGAUUCCGAAUCCGAAAUUGAAGAUGAGACGUUUAACCCUUCAGAAGAUGACUAUGAAGAGGAAGAAGAAGAUAGUGAUGAAGAUUAUUCAUCUGAAGCAGAAGAAUCAGACUACUCCAAGGAGUCGUUGGGCAGUGAGGAGGAGAGUGGAAAGGACUGGGACGAGCUGGAGGAGGAGGCCCGAAAGGCGGACCGGGAAAGCCGUUACGAGGAAGAAGAAGAACAGAGUCGCAGUAUGAGCCGGAAGAGGAAGGCAUCUGUGCACAGUUCGGGCCGUGGCUCUAACCGGGGCUCCAGACACAGCUCUGCGCCGCCCAAGAAAAAGAGGAAGUAACCUCGGAACUGUAGCCCUGAGCUCCACUCUUCCUCCAGCCAGCCCCCUGAGAAUUUUACAUGACAUACAUAGAAACUGUAUUUUUUUCUUUUGUUUUCUUUUGAAGUUUUGCCAUUUGUGUUUAUGGGUUUAGGGGCCCAUUUGUGUGGACCAAUCUACUCGGGGAAUUCCAGGCCCACCAGGACACGUGCCGAUGGCCCAUCCAGACGGCAAGGGAGGAGGAGGUGUUCUUGAAGAAGGGCAGAGGCUUCCGCUGUUGACAAACGUUGUUUCCUUCCUCACUCUUCCUGUCAUCUGCCAGGACACCGGUGGCUUAAGGCAUCGUCUCUGGUGUCCUAAAGCUUUCUUUAAAGACAUUGGUACACGGUGACCUCGAGCUGCCUAUACCAUCAUUCUUGACCAGCAGAUUCAGCCCUUCAGCCUGCCCUACUGUCGCGACUUUUCCUCAGAUCUCUUUACGUUCCAUCUUGCAAGAAAAGGCUCUUGGUUGCUAAUGAUUUGGCUACUUCCGGCAGCUUGAGUUAGUGAAGCCGAUUGGGCUGGUGCCUCCAUCCGAGCUGGCCUGCGUUCUUGCCUUGUGCAGACUCUGAAGUGCCGCCGCCGCCUUGGAAGACGCAAGAAGCAGUGACUCCCCUGAGCCUGGUUUCAUCCUCACAAAUUCACACGACAGUGGUGGAAGACAGACUACCCCUGUCUCCUCCUCUGACGCGUUGUCUGAGGAAGGGUGGGUGUACCUCGUGUGGUGCUGCUAGUGAAAAUCUAGAGGUCGUUCAAAGGAGGCCACAGUUAGAUCGGGAAGGGCCAAGUCAUGCCCUGGGCCUGGAAUGCCCUGAUGAGGAAGCGAGAGAAGAGGAAGGGAGGCCAUGUCUUCAACCGAGCCUCUCGUCACCGCUGCUCCUUGUUCUGACUCGUCGUGCACUGUCCUGUAGUUACCGGUCUCUGUUGAACAGCUUUUCUAAGUACUGGGGGAGUUUAUCCUGCCCUCCUCCCCCUCCCGGUUCUCUGUGCCCACCUGUCCCAUUGCAGCUCCUUCUGUGUUCUGUGACUAAGAAAAGGGGGAGGGGGCAGGGGUCUUGGUUUUUGUUUGUUUGUUUUUUUUCUCCUUAGCUGUAGGACUUGAUAUU
Messenger RNA from Echinops telfairi (small Madagascar hedgehog), 4348 nucleotides. RefSeq names its product SPT16 homolog, facilitates chromatin remodeling subunit (gene SUPT16H). Gene Ontology annotation, biological process: positive regulation of transcription elongation by RNA polymerase II; transcription elongation by RNA polymerase II. The coding region runs from base 81 to 3224 and encodes 1047 amino acids. The transcript is spliced from 26 exons. Gene Ontology annotation, cellular component: FACT complex. The record is from RefSeq and is a predicted model, not a curated record. NCBI's taxonomy places the organism in Eukaryota, Metazoa, Chordata, Mammalia, Afrosoricida, Tenrecidae. Gene Ontology annotation, molecular function: nucleosome binding.